Molecule: messenger RNA, 1606 nt
Organism: Cannabis sativa
Lineage: Eukaryota; Viridiplantae; Streptophyta; Magnoliopsida; Rosales; Cannabaceae
Product: transcription factor MYB30
Exons: 3
Coding region: 198-1484 (428 amino acids)
Source: RefSeq, a predicted model, not a curated record
CCUCAUGAAACCAUAUGUUUAUCAUUAUCACUUUUCCUAAUUAUUAUAUAAUAAUUAUCUCCAUCUCUCUUUCUCUCUCUGUCACAAUUCUUGUUCUAUCUUAUAGGGCCAGAGAAGCAAAGAACCACCACAAUUAAUUAUUAAGCUCAAACCAAAAUAACCCCUCAAGCUAGAAACUAAAAAAACAAAAAAAAAAAAUGGGCAGAGCUCCUUGCUGCGACAAAGCCAAUGUGAAGAAAGGACCUUGGUCGGUUGAAGAAGAUGCGAAGCUCAAGUCCUACAUCGAAAACCAUGGCACCGGCGGUAAUUGGAUCGCUUUGCCACAGAAGAUUGGUCUUAAGAGGUGUGGGAAGAGCUGUCGUCUUAGAUGGUUGAACUAUCUCCGGCCAAACAUAAAGCACGGAGGGUUCUCAGAAGAAGAAGAUAACAUAAUUUGCAGCCUUUAUAUAAGUAUUGGAAGCAGGUGGUCUAUAAUCGCUGCACAAUUACCAGGAAGAACUGACAAUGAUAUAAAGAACUAUUGGAACACAAGGCUGAAGAAAAAGCUUCUUGGUAAUAAGCAACGUAAGGACCAUCCUCGUAAUAAGGCUCUGAGUACUAAACAGCCGAAGCCCGAAAAUAUUAAAAGAUCAGGGACUACUUCUACUUCUAAUAGUAAUAUUAUUAGUACUAGAGGCAUACCCCAUUAUUAUUCCAAUAAUAAUAAUAAUACGGUUGUUCCAGAAGCUGGUUAUAGUACAACUAUAAUUAAUAAUAAUACUAAUAAUAAUAUUAAUAAUAGCAGCCAAAAAACUUACUGGCCAGAGCUACCUGUUCUGACUCCCCCAACCUACUCAUCAAACGGCGCUGGUCAACCCUCUAAUAAUUACAACGACCACUCAUCAUCUAUAAGAAAGUUGCUCACCAAUCUCGAAGGGAGAUUCCCAGAUCAUCAUCGUGAUUUCUAUAAUAACACUACUCACACUGAUCAUCACCCAUUAUUACUUCAUCUUCCUUCUUCUGCUCCGCCGCUACUAUCAAAACCGACACCUCAACUGUCGCCGCCGCCGCCGCCGCCCCAAGUUUCUCUUUCGUAUAAUAUUACAGAUGCCGGCUAUGGGUUUGACGCACAGCAGAUGUUGGAGAAAGGACAAAGCAGUAGUAGCUCUCAACAUGAUCAGCUACAGGUUCAGGAUGAGGAUCGGGCAGUUAUAAUAAGUGGUAUUUAUGAUAAUAUCCCUAAUCAAGAUGCUCCGGUUCCAGAUGGGCUGGAGUUCUUGUAUGUUGAUCAGGAGGACAGUAGAGGUAGCAGUGUUAAAGAAAAAACUGCUGCUGGUGGAGGCAUUAUUAUUAAUGAUAUGGAUAUGGGUUGGAAUGACGAGAUGAUCAGUUCUAUGGUUUAUUCUACUAGUACUAGUAAUAAUAAGUUUGUUUCAGAUCAUCAUCACGACCACCAAUCCCUUCAACAUGAUCACUCAAUGUCUUUCCUACCCAUCGAUCAAUAGAUUUUAAUUUGUAAUAAGGUGAUGAAAGUAAUAAUAAACUAAUUUAUACUCAUCAUCAUGUGUAAAUGUACAAUAAUUAAUUAGAUAAUUAAUAUUUAUGGGCAGAUACAUUUAUAUAUAUA